Messenger RNA from Sporothrix brasiliensis 5110, 1011 nucleotides. Its product is annotated as ubiquitin carboxyl-terminal hydrolase L5. Gene Ontology annotation, molecular function: cysteine-type deubiquitinase activity. The record is from RefSeq and is a predicted model, not a curated record. The coding region runs from base 1 to 1011 and encodes 336 amino acids. The transcript is spliced from 2 exons. NCBI's taxonomy places the organism in Eukaryota, Fungi, Ascomycota, Sordariomycetes, Ophiostomatales, Ophiostomataceae. Gene Ontology annotation, biological process: protein deubiquitination; ubiquitin-dependent protein catabolic process. Gene Ontology annotation, cellular component: cytoplasm.
AUGAGCGGCGGGUGGAACACAAUUGAGUCCGAUGCGGGCGUCUUCACGUACCUGCUCGAAAACCUCGGUGUCAAGGGUGUGCAGUUCGAAGAGCUCCUGUCGCUCGAUGCACAAGCCCUCGCCGAGCUGAACCCGGUCUACGGCGUCAUCUUCCUCUUCAAGUUUCCGACCAAUACCCCAUACGUCGGUGACAGCGGCGCACCGCGCGAUGGCAAGUUUGACCAUGCCGCCUCGGAGAACAUAUUCUUUGCCCACCAGACCAUCCAGAACGCCUGCGGCACACAGGCCUUGCUGUCUGUCCUCCUCAACAAAUCGGCCAGCGUCGGCGGCGAUGUCGACAUUGGCCAGCACCUGCGCGACUUUGGCGACUUUGCCAUGGCCCUGCCGCCCGACCUGCGCGGCGAGGCGUUGAGCAACGACGAGCUGAUCCGCGACGUCCACAAUUCUUUUGCCAAGAGCAGCCCCUUUGUCGACGAGACGCAGCGGCCCAACAGCCCGGACGAUGCCGAGGACGUUUUCCACUUUAUUGCCUACACCGCCGUCCAUGGCCGCCUUUACGAACUCGACGGCCUGCAGCCCGCGCCCAUUGACCACGGCGCUUGCGACGAGAACAACGCUGUCGAGUUUGCCGAGCGCGCCCUCGAGGCCGUCCAGCGCCGCAUCGCCCGCUACGGUGCCGACGAGAUCCACUUCAACCUCAUGGCUGCCGUGCGCGACCGCCGGCUGCAGGCGCGCGAACUGGGCGACACGGAACUGCUGGCGCGGGAAGCGCGCAAGCGGCGCGACUGGCAGUUUGAAAAUGCGCUGCGGCGGCACAACUUCGUGGGCUUUGCACAUGAAGUGCUCGAAGGUGUUGUGGAGGGCAAGCUUCGAGAAGGCGAGGCCGAGGGCAAAGGCGACGCAGCCUACCAGACGUGGGUAGGCGAUGCCACGACACGCUUUGAAAGGCGGAUGCAAGACAAGCAGCGAAGACGGAACCCUGGUGGUGACGAUGUACAGAUGGAAGGGUAG